AGGAACGCAGGGAGUACAGCGCGGAGGCCCCUGGCACCCUCGGUCGCCGCACCCUCGGCCACCCGCCAUGGCGCUGGGCUUGGAGCAGGCAGAGGAGCAGCGGUUGUACCAGCAGACGCUCCUGCAGGACGGGCUCAAGGACAUGCUGGACCACGGCAAGUUCCUGGACUGCGUGGUGCGGGUGGGUGAGCGCGAGUUCCCGUGCCACCGCCUGGUGCUGGCCGCCUGCAGUCCCUACUUCCGGGCGCGCUUCCUGGCCGAACCAGAGCGCACGGGCGAGCUGCGCCUGGAGGACGUGUCCCCAGACGUGAUGGCCCAGGUGCUGCACUACCUGUACACGUCGGAGAUCUCGCUGGACGAGGCGACAGUGCAGGAUUUGUUCGCUGCGGCGCACCGCUUCCAGAUCCCGUCCAUCUUCACCAUCUGCGUGUCCUUCCUGCAGAAGCGCCUGUGUCUGUCCAACUGCCUGGCCGUCUUCCGCCUCGGCCUCCUGCUCGACUGCGCGCGCCUGGCCGUGGCCGCCCGCGACUUCAUCUGCGCGCGUUUCUCGCUCGUGGCGCGCGACGCCGACUUCCUCGGGCUCUCGGCCGACGAGCUCAUCGCUAUCAUCUCCAGCGACGACCUCAACGUGGAGAAGGAGGAGGCUGUGUUCGAGGCGGUGAUGCGGUGGGCGGCCCACGGCGAUGCCGAGGCCAAGGCCGAGCGCCAGCGCGCGCUGCCCACCGUCUUCGAGAGCGUGCGCUGUCGCCUGCUGCCGCGCGCCUUCCUGGAGACCCGCGUGGAGCGCCACCCUCUGGUGCGGGCCCAGCCCGAGCUGCUGCGAAAGGUGCAGAUGGUGAAGGAUGCCCACGAGGGCCGCCUCACCGUGCUGCGCAAGAAGAAGAAGGAGAAGGGGAAAGAGACAGCCGGGGCCAAGGCUGCUGACAAGGGCACAGGCGAAGCCAAGGCAGAGGAGAACGAGGAGGACGAGCGUGUCCUACCUGGCAUCCUCAAUGACACUCUGCGCUUUGGCAUGUUCCUGCAGGACCUCAUCUUUAUGAUCAGUGAGGAGGGCGCCGUGGCCUAUGAUCCAGGAGCCAAUGAGUGUUACUGUGCCUCCCUCUCCACCCAGAUCCCCAAGAACCACGUCAGCCUGGUGACUAAGGAGAACCAGGUCUUCGUGGCUGGGGGCCUCUUCUACAACGAGGACAACAAAGAGGACCCCAUGAGUGCUUACUUUUUGCAGUUUGACCACCUGGACUCGGAGUGGCUGGGGAUGCCGCCGCUGCCCUCGCCGCGCUGCCUCUUCGGCCUGGGGGAGGCUCUCAACGCCAUCUACGUGGUCGGCGGCCGGGAGCUCAAGGACCGCGAAAGCAGCCUGGACUCGGUCAUGUGCUACGACAGGCUGUCGUUCAAAUGGGGUGAAUCGGACCCGAUGCCUUAUGAGGUGUAUGGCCACGCGGUGGUCUCCCACAUGGACCUUGUCUAUGUCAUUGGCGGCAAAGGCAGCAACAGGAAGUGCCUGAAUAAGAUGUGCGUCUAUGACCCUAAGAAGUUCGAGUGGAAGGAGCUGGCACCCAUGCAGACUGCCCGAUCACUCUUCGGGGCCACCAUCCAUGAUGGCCGCAUUUUUGUGGCUGCUGGGGUCACAGACACAGGGCUGACCAGUUCAGUGGAGGUGUACAGCAUCACAGACAACAAGUGGGCAUCCUUUGAGGCCUUCCCGCAGGAGCGCAGCUCGCUCAGCCUGGUCAGCCUGGCCGGCACCCUCUAUGCCAUCGGUGGCUUUGCCACUCUGGAGACUGAGUCCGGGGAGCUGGUCCCCACAGAGCUCAGCGACAUCUGGAGAUAUAACGAGGACGAGAAGAAGUGGGAGGGUGUCCUGCGGGAGAUCGCCUACGCCGCGGGCGCCACCUUCCUCCCCGUGCGGCUCAACGUGCUGCGCCUGACCAAGAUGUGACAGCCGGGGGGCCUGGACU
This is a messenger RNA of Molossus molossus (Pallas's mastiff bat), 1958 nucleotides long. RefSeq names its product kelch like family member 40 (gene KLHL40). NCBI's taxonomy places the organism in Eukaryota, Metazoa, Chordata, Mammalia, Chiroptera, Molossidae. Gene Ontology annotation, cellular component: I band; A band. The record is from RefSeq and is a predicted model, not a curated record. Gene Ontology annotation, molecular function: protein binding. The transcript is spliced from 6 exons. Gene Ontology annotation, biological process: negative regulation of proteasomal ubiquitin-dependent protein catabolic process; skeletal muscle fiber development; negative regulation of protein ubiquitination. Bases 68 to 1939 code for a protein of 623 amino acids.